UCAAUGUCAUGUCAUUACGAUAUUGUUGUUUUUGUCGUGAUUCACGCCGUGAUUGUUUUGAUUUCAAAUUUUCAACUAUUUUAAUAAAUGCCAUAUUUUCUUAAUUGACUUGUACAGCAAUGGUUCGUUUUAAAAAUAGAUAUAUCACUGUUGAGAUAGUAGCUCCUUUAAUACCAGACGACAAACCACUUGAGUUAAAACCGAAGAUAUUCCACAACACUGUUCUAAGUAAAAUUCAACAGAUGUAUGGUGAUUUUGGUGUUGCUGCUGUCACAAAUGGAUUUCUCACAAAAUAUUGCAAUGAACAUACAAGAAUAGCUAUAAUAAGAUCAAGACAUGGACCACACAGAUUUGUCACUAGUAGUCUUCCAUUCAUUACUAAAAUAGGUAAUCUUGAUGUUAGGCUGAAUACAUUGCAUGUCGGUGCCACACUAAAACAUUGUUUUAAGUUCAUACAAAAGCAUCAGAGAGCCUAUUUAGAUACAACGUGGUGUAAAUUAAAGACUGAUGAAGAAAGGCGAAAGUUAGAAGCUGCUGUCCUAGACUAUACAAAAACAGAUGUUGCUAUAAAUAUAGAAAAUAUUACAUGACAAUGUCUUUAAUUUACCUAGAUUUUUUUAUAUGCAUGUUUCGAAUUCCAUGUAUUGUAUCUAACCUCUGAAUGGAACCCCUGAGACAGAUAGCCAAACAUUCAUGACAGUGAUAAUGAAGUCAUCAUACUUUUAAUAUUCUUAAAAACACAAAAUGUAUACCCAAAAACAUAAAAGAGAAGAACAUAAUAACUACUUAUCACGGAGUUACCUAUACAAUUAAUAA
Spodoptera litura is the source of this 816-nucleotide messenger RNA. RefSeq names its product POP5 ribonuclease P/MRP subunit (gene Pop5). Gene Ontology annotation, cellular component: ribonuclease P complex. Gene Ontology annotation, biological process: tRNA 5'-leader removal. Gene Ontology annotation, molecular function: ribonuclease P RNA binding. Lineage: Eukaryota; Metazoa; Arthropoda; Insecta; Lepidoptera; Noctuidae. The record is from RefSeq and is a predicted model, not a curated record.